Messenger RNA from Mercenaria mercenaria, 2651 nucleotides. RefSeq lists its product as uncharacterized. The record is from RefSeq and is a predicted model, not a curated record. Lineage: Eukaryota; Metazoa; Mollusca; Bivalvia; Venerida; Veneridae. The transcript has 3 exons. Bases 107 to 2368 code for a protein of 753 amino acids.
UCAAUUUCUCUUGGAAGGAAAAACAUGCCCGAUUAACUCUCUAUCCGUAUAGAUAUAUAUAAAGCACUGGAAUGUAAAACUUAGGGCAAGUCCUCAAAAUUCCGAAAUGGAAAGACUUUUUCUCCUAAGUGUCUUUCUUGGAUAUUUGGCGGCCGUAUAUGGCGUUGACGAGGAAGCAGUUACAAUUAGUUGUGGUGACACACAGUACGACCCAGUUAGUCAGUUAUGCUGCGAAGAUACCAUCCAAGAAAAAGAAGGUAUAAUGACUCGCUGUUGUAACAAACAGAGCUACGAUGCUACCCAAUUUAUGUGUUGCAAGCGCAAAGUCAGUGCUCGAAAUGGGACGUUGCCAAAAUGUUGCGGUGACAUAGGAUAUGACGCGGCAUAUUAUCUAUGCUGCAGAGGCAACGUGAUAAAGAAGUCUGGAGAGUUACCUCAAUGUUGCGGAAGAGAAGUCAUCGACGCGUCGAAACAGAUGUGCUGCAAAGGAACAGCCCAAGGAAAGGAAGGUAAACUACCAAGAUGCUGCGGUACUGAAGCUUUUGACGCAUCAAAACAGCUUUGUUGCGGCGGAAACUUACAAGGUAGAAUCAACUCGCACGUGAAGUGUUGCAGAAAUGAUAGCUAUAAUCCGUCAAAAGAGGUUUGUUGCAGAGGAGUAGUCAGCAAGAAGAGAGGAGACAAACCAAUGUGUUGUGGAGCCGAAGCUUAUGACGCAGUAAGACAAAUCUGCUGCAAAGGAAACCUUCACCCGAGAAAGGAUGGAGAUACCAAAUGCUGUGGAAAUGUUACAUACGCGCAAUGCAAGUUUAUGUGUUGUAAAGGAUUGGUGGAAAGGAAGAAAGGAUUGAUACCAAGAUGCUGUGGCCAGAAUGCGUAUGAUGCAGCAACCAAGUUGUGUUGUAAAGGUAAUGUUUUUAAAAAGAUUGGAACAAAGCCACGAUGCUGCAACGAUACGAUGAUAGAUGGUACUAAAAAGUUAUGCUGCCAGGGAACGGUUAAAACUAUGCUAGGGACAAAUAGCAAAUGCUGCGGCAGUAAAAGGGUUGAUUCUUUAACGCAGUUGUGCUGUAAUGGGACAGUUAAGAAUAAGAAAGGAGAAGCUCCUAAAUGCUGUGGUUCUAAAAUGUACGAUGCAACAACACAUACUUGUUGUUCAGGGAAAUUAUCCAAAGCCAACGGAGCGAAACCAAAAUGCUGUGGAACAAAAGCUUAUGAUAGCGUAUAUGAAUUGUGUUGCGAAGAGAAAGUUAGAAGCAAAAAGGGGGCGUUGUCUAAAUGUUGUGGUCGUGAUGCAUAUGAUGUGGCUCAUUUUCAGUGCUGUGAAGGUCGCGUUGAGAAGAGACAAGGCGCUAAACCAACGUGCUGCGGCAGGACCGCAUAUGACGAAGCACACUUCAUGUGCUGUAACAACAGACUAAGGAGCAUAAAAAAGUCGAUUGUCCCGAUGUGCUGUGAUAAAGUGCUUAUUGACCUGACGGAGUCUUUGUGCUGUGAAAACAUUACAGUUUCAAGAAAAACCAAUACGUCUGCUUGUUGCGGAGCUGAACAAUAUGAUACAAUCACUCAGAUAUGUUGUAACGGAAUAGUUAAUAAUCAGAUUGGUUCCAAACCACAGUGCUGUGGAUCAAAGUCCUACGACGCAGCUGCAGAGAUGUGUUGUUUGGGUCAAGUACAAAUGAGAUAUGGUAAAAGUCCUGAGUGUUGUGGAACUAUUUCGUAUGACGCAGUCAACUCCAUGUGUUGUGAUGGAACAGUUCAACCACGAUUCGGACUAGAACCCAUGUGCUGUGAGUUUAAAAGCUUCGACGCCGCAACUCAUAUGUGUUGUGUAGAUACCAUUCUUGCAAAGGACAGCCUAGUUAGUCCAUCUUGUUGUAGAAGGGAAAUUUAUGAUGCUGUAUCCUCAAUUUGCUGCCGAGGAGAUUUGUUCCCACGACGCGGGCUAGAACCGAAAUGUUGCGCGGACACUUCCUACGACAAUGCGUACUCUAUCUGUUGUUCAGGCUUCCUGUAUAACAGAACGGGCUUGGAUUCAGCGUGUUGUGAUGGAGAAUACUAUGAUAAAUCUACCCAUGUCUGCUGUAAUGGAAUGGUUAAGGAAAAUGUUGGCAUAAAUACAAAAUGUUGUGGACCGUAUCCUUAUAAUAACGAUAUGGAGCUGUGUUGCGAUGGUCGAGUACAACCUUUCGUGGGCUCGAACACAGGUUGUUGCGGAUGCAAGUCCUAUGAUGCGAAUAAGUUUAUGUGUUGCAGCGGUGUAGUCAAGGCUAAGGUGGGCGAAAUCCCAGAAUGUUGUGGAACACGAGCAUUUGAUGCAAAAUUGUUCGAGUGCUGUAACGGGAUACUGAAGAAAAGACCAGCAUAAAACAAAUUUUAACUAUUGUAAAGAAAUAAAUAACUCAAAUAAGUUGUAACUAUUUUAUUGCAAAUACAGGUAACAUUUCUAGAAGGUCGUUGCAUGAUAUAAUGUACAUGUGUAUUUACUGACAAGUACACAUAUUCUCAUUUAAACAGUAGAAAACUAAAGCAGUAUUUGAAAGACUUAUUUCAAAAAACAGUAAGAUUUGAUAUACUUAUAACAUCAAAUAACAAUUUAAUCGUUCCGUAUGUCUAUACAAUAAACGAAAUAAAAUGAUUUAAAAACUUCA